UACUGGUUGCCUGGCAACUGCCGAGACGCUUUUUACCCUUCCGGAAGUGCGUGGCUCUGAGGAAACAUGGCGCACGCAGCAGUGCAUAUACCAGUGGCAUUCAUUGCUUCAAUCCAUUCUUUCACCUCUUUCUGGUUGACUGUGUUCGUCGCUUUUGCAGCGUUUGAAGCAGCAAACACCGACAACGCGUUCAGCGCACGCCACACGGCCACUGUAUCCGUCGCUGCCGCUCGGGAUCUGCGGUAUCUUUUGUAUGACGUGAAUCCCCCAGAGGGUUUUAAUCUGCGGAGAGAUGUCUACAUCCGCAUGGCCUCCCUGGUGAAGACUUUGAGGAAGGACGGGGAUGACUGGGUAUUGGUGCUUCCCCCAUGGGGUCGCCUCUACCACUGGCAGAGCCCCAACAUCCACCAGAUCCGCAUCCCAUGGGGAGAGUUCUUCAGCCUCACUAGCCUGCAGGCCAACGUGCCUGUCAUUGAGUAUGAGGAAUUCAUUGCUGAGAAUGGAGGCCCAUUCAUAGACCAGGUCCUGGUACUGCAAAACUAUGCUGAAGGAUGGACUGAUGGGAAAUGGGAGGAAAAAGUUGAUGAGCGGCCGUGCAUUGAGAAGUUGAUGUACUCCAAAGAUAAACAAGGCUACUACAGGGGCUGGUUUUGGGGCUACGACGAGACGAGAGCUCGAAAUGUCACAUGUAUAUCGGCCCAAGGCCAUGCCUCCAUCAUGGCCCCAGUUCUUCAGAAAAACAUCACAGUGACAUCAAUUAUGCUUGACCGAGCAGAAACACUCCUCCAUGAUCACUAUGCUGGCAAGGAUUACUGGGAUACCCGCCGCAGUAUGGUUUUCGCCAAGCACCUACGACUUAUAGGAGAUGACUUCAGAGCAAAGUAUCUGAAUUCUACAGAUAACAGAGACCAUACCGUUUACAAUGAGGACUGGACUCGCAUGAAAGCCAAGCUGGGUUCAGCUAAAGGUGGUCCAUAUUUGGGGGUCCACUUACGUAGGAAGGACUUUAUCUGGGGUCACAGAGAGGAUGUACCCAGCCUUAAAGGAGCAGUCAAAAAAAUGCGCAGCUUGAUGAAGAAGCACAAACUCGAAAAGGUGUUUGUGGCGACAGAUGCAGAUGGUGAAGAAUUGAAGGAGCUGAAAAAGUUGUUGCCAGAAAUGGUGCGGUUUGAACCGCCGACGGAUGACCUGGAGCUCCUUAAAGAUGGAGGGGUGGCCAUCAUUGACCAGUGGAUAUGUGCCCACGCAAGAUUUUUCAUAGGAACAUCAGUCUCCACCUUCUCUUUCCGGAUUCACGAGGAGAGGGAGAUCCUGGGUUUCGAGCCCAAAACUACAUAUAAUCGUUUCUGUGGGGACACUGAGAAAGAAUAUGAACAGCCCACACACUGGAAAAUUGUUUAUUGAUGUGACCUCUGACUUUUCUGACACACACAAGUGCCAAAAGUGACAUUUAUUUGUAUGGAUUAUAUAGAUAUUUUAACUGUUUUCUGGUGUUUUUGUUUUGACUUUUUACGGUUUCAGAGUUGUGCAAUCAGGUCUAUUGUGACCACUGUGACUGAACCUUAUGCUUAAAAGGCCAAACCUGUGCUGCCGAACGUGUAUUACUGUACAAAUAUUUUGUAAGUUGUAUGUUGAAUGUGGAUCCUUCAUAUCAACUGAUAUUUUCUGGUAUUUAUUACACCAGCACUACUGGUGAAAAAAAAAGUGUCUUAUAAUGACUGCAACAGACAGUGUUGAAAUAUUCUUUCUUUUCUUUCUUUUUUUUUUUUCAAAAAAGACACCACAUGUGAAGAAAUAUUCAGAUCUCAUGAACAUAAUAUGAAGUUAAGACAAGGUUACCCUAUGGAGUUUUCUUGUAAACAAGUAAAGGUGUAUUUACAUUCAAGGUUUCAUUGUGUGUAACCACUAGUCCGUUGAACUUGUUGAACACAUUUCCCUUUUCAAAAAAACAUCACCAAAAGUUACGUUUAAAGUACUUUAAAAAACUUUAGUUAAUGUUUAUUAGCAGUCUUUUUCUUCACUGCCUUUUGUUACCACGUGUUUCUAAAUGUGUUACUGCCUCAAAGUGUUAAUCAGUGAAUUAGAAUAAACUAGUGAGGGGAAAGUUAAUUUAUUUUUUCAAAAUAAGAAGGGAAUCCACUCACAAAAAAACUCCUCUGUAGCUUUACUAUUGGUCAAAAGCUCCACAGGGUAUAUUUAAAAUAGAUUCUCAGCUCAUGAUUUGUUUUAAAAAAACGUGUAGUUCUCUUCUGCUAUGACUUCCACUAUGUUUCAGUAUUUGUGUGUAAUGACUCUCCUUCCCUAUUUCGUAUUUUUAUGCAGUAUUAAAAUUUGUUACAGUUACGCUA
This is a messenger RNA of Larimichthys crocea (large yellow croaker), 2348 nucleotides long. It is a transcript of the gene pofut2, whose product is annotated as protein O-fucosyltransferase 2. Gene Ontology annotation, molecular function: peptide-O-fucosyltransferase activity. The transcript is spliced from 9 exons. Bases 67 to 1404 code for a protein of 445 amino acids. Gene Ontology annotation, biological process: protein O-linked glycosylation via fucose. Lineage: Eukaryota; Metazoa; Chordata; Actinopteri; Sciaenidae. The record is from RefSeq and is a predicted model, not a curated record.